Callorhinus ursinus (northern fur seal) is the source of this 2181-nucleotide messenger RNA. RefSeq names its product TNF superfamily member 14 (gene TNFSF14). NCBI's taxonomy places the organism in Eukaryota, Metazoa, Chordata, Mammalia, Carnivora, Otariidae. Gene Ontology annotation, cellular component: membrane. Gene Ontology annotation, molecular function: tumor necrosis factor receptor binding. Gene Ontology annotation, biological process: immune response. The record is from RefSeq and is a predicted model, not a curated record.
GGGAGGGGCUGAACCCCUGCUCUAAAGGCAGCCCCGGGACCCACGGGUGCCUGUCUGCAGCGUGCAAAGCCCAGGAGCAUUGGGCAAUUGUGGUUUCCUCCCUGCCCUCAAGGACCCAGCCGUGCUAGCCCAGCCCCCGGGGUGUCUCGGGACCUCAUCUGCUCAGGCAUGGAGGAGACAGUUGUGCGACCUUCGGUGUUCACGGUGGACGGACAGACAGACAUCCCAUUCACGAGGCUGGGGCGCAGGCGCCGGAGACGGCCCUGCAGUGCGGCCCAGCUGGGCCUGGGCCUCCUCCUGCUGCUGCUGGCGGCUGGGCUGGCCGUCCAGGGCUGGUUCCUGCUUCAGCUGCACUUGCGCCUACGGGCCAUGGUCACCCCCCUGCUGGACGGAGAUGCAGAAUCCUGGAAGCAGCUGACGCAAGAGCGGAGGUCCCACCAGGCCAACCCAGCCGCACACCUUACAGGAGCCAACUCCAGCCUGACAGGCAGCGGGGGUCCGCUGCUCUGGGAGACAAAGCUGGGCUUGGCCUUCUUGAGGGGCCUCAGCUACCGCGAGGGCUCCCUGGUGAUCGCCCAGGCUGGCUACUAUUACAUCUACUCCAAGGUGCAGCUCGGAGGCGUGGGCUGCCCGCAGGGGCUGAGCAGCGGCCUGCCCAUCACGCACGGCCUCUACAAGCGCACGCCCCGCUACCCCGAGGAGCUGGAGCUGCUGGUCAGCCGGCGGUCCCCCUGUGGGCGAGCAACCAACCCCCGUGUCUGGUGGGACAGCAGCUUCCUGGGGGGCGUGGUGCACCUGGACGAAGGCGAGGAGGUGGUGGUCCGUGUGCCCGAUGAGCGCCUGGUCCGACUCCGCGAUGGCACCCGCUCCUACUUUGGGGCUUUCAUGGUGUGAAGGAAGGAGUGACCGUGGACUGAACGGGGGUCUGACAGGCAGUGUGACCUCAGACGGUGCUCUGGGGAACCCAAAACUCAACAAGCCAAGAGCUCAGCGGGCACCUCCAGGGGCCGAGAACCCAGCCACCCCUGAAGGUUGAGGACCCUGCAGGCACCAAAGGAAACACUGCAGACCCUGCCACGACGAUACUGAAGACAAAGACCCAGAGACUUGGGGGGUCUGGAGGCCCCCAAUGGGGGGAAGGUGAUCUGCCUGAUAUUCAGGAAGAAGGGGUGAGGGGUGGGUAUUUAUGUUUUUGAUUCAGAGAAGAGUGGGACUUGGGGGUCCAGGGACUUGGCUGAAGACAGGAAGCCUCACCAUCCCCCACUCUCAUGCGUGUGGGCGGUUGCAGGGAGAGAGUCAUCAUCAGGACUUAUCCCUGUGGACUGCCCGGCCCAGGCCCACCCACGGCCAUAGUCACACAUUCAAGUUCCUCCCACAGCUGCGUAGCCCCACCUCCUGCUGGCUGAGUAAGGUUACUCUGAGACUCAGGCACAGCCGAUAUAGGCCAUGUGCCCGAAACGGUUUGCUAACCCGCUCUCCCUGGAGGGAAGAGGCUUUGUAGUGUUUGCAUUUGCAUUUUCCUUGGUGUAAUUACUCCCGUGGUGACUGGUUUCUUGGCUACCAGCGCAUCACCCACUGGCUGGCUGGAUCCCAGCCCUGUCGAGCACUCACAUCCCACUAGGACAUCCUAGCUGUGUUUCAGCACCCAGGUCAGGGCCUGGCACACGGCAGUCCCUUGGAAAACGUUUGCAGAGAGAAAGAAAGAAGGGAGGGCGGGAAGGAAGGCGGGAGGAGGCAGGAGAGAGAAUGCAGACACACCUACAGCAUCACAGAGAAUCACACAGCUUCACAGUCGCUUUCACAACUAACUCUUACACACAAAGCAUCAGAUUCUCGCACAACUACACACUAGUCAUAGCGUCACAUUCAGUCACAGACAUUGUGUGACAACCACAUGUGACACAGCCAUGCACAAGUCAUCAUCACAACCACAGUCACCCGCAGGGGCCAUAUAGUCACACCAAGUGUGACACAUGGGAUGCCAUGAUCAUCACAUCGGACUUCCACAUGCUGCAUCACGGUCACACCCAUCACACACACACACACACACACACACACACACACACACGCAGCCUAAGGCUCCUCCCAGUCAAGACGAAUACAUCUUGGGAUGAGGACCAGACUUUGUCUGAAGCCUUGGGCUCCCUGACCACGGGUCUUGGAAAUAAAUGGUAAAUGUUG